This is a messenger RNA of Syngnathoides biaculeatus (alligator pipefish), 3553 nucleotides long. It is a transcript of the gene arsh, whose product is annotated as arylsulfatase H. The record is from RefSeq and is a predicted model, not a curated record. The transcript has 13 exons. Bases 37 to 1944 code for a protein of 635 amino acids. NCBI's taxonomy places the organism in Eukaryota, Metazoa, Chordata, Actinopteri, Syngnathiformes, Syngnathidae. Gene Ontology annotation, molecular function: arylsulfatase activity.
AGAGGCCACGCAGUUGCGUUUUUUAUUUUACGGCAGAUGGUUGUGCUUUACGGCACCGUCGCAUCUGUCACCGCGGCUGAACUUUUUGCAGCUAUGCGGUCUUUUCUGCUGGCGCGUCUCCUCCUGUUCCCGCUGCUAGCGAACAACGUCGCAGGCGGGGACAGCGCCAGAAAGCCCAACGUCGUUCUGGUGAUGGCCGACGACUUGGGUAUCGGCGAUCUGGGUUGCUACGGCAAUAACACCAUCAGGACCCCCAACAUAGACAGGCUGGCCUCCGAGGGGGUGAAGCUGACUCAGCACAUCUCGGCCGCCCCGGUGUGCACCCCGAGCCGGGCUGCUUUCGUGACUGGACGUUACGCUAUCCGCUCAGGGAUGGCAGGGUCAGGCGCGGUACAGGUGAACUUGUUCCUGGGGGGUUCGGGUGGGCUCCCGCCCGGGGAGACCACUUUUGCCAAGAGACUGCAGCGGCAAGGAUAUACCACCGGCCUAGUUGCAACCCCUAGUGGUCCGCAGGUGUGUUGCUUCAAAUCGCACGUUUCUACGUCCUCGCCGAGCGUCUCGACCGCUAACUGUCGCGUAAACAAUACUCUGCAAACCGACGCAGGUAAAUGGCACCUCGGCGUGAGCUGUGAGCGCAGAGAGGAUCACUGCCACCACCCCAACCGGCACGGUUUCAGCUUCUUUUACGGCCUGCCGUUCACCUUUUUUAACGACUGCGUUCCGGGAAUGGGGACGAGCAUCCGGGCCGGCCUGCAGCGCACGCUCCGCAAUUUGUCCGCGUUGCUGGCGGUUGGCCUCGUCACGCUGGUCUGUGCCCGCGCUCGGGGCUUUGUCGACGUCAGCCCGCGGCUCCUGGUGGCCCUUCUCUCGUCCAGCGUCCUGGCGGUGGCGGUGUGGUACGUUCCCUUCGGACUGCUGCCCAGGUGGAACUGCAUCGUCAUGAAGGACCGGGACGUAGUGGAGCAGCCCCUAACGGUGGAGACGCUGCCUCUCAGGAUGCUGACGGAAGCGCAACGUUUUAUCGAGAGGAAUGCUGAUCGUCCGUUCCUCCUGUUUUUCUCGCUGGCCCACGUGCACACGCCGCUCUUCCACACAGCGGCCUUUGCCGGCAGAAGUCGCCACGGUCACUACGGCGACGACGUGGAAGAGAUGGACUGGCUCGUCGGUGAGCUCACGAAGACUGUGGAUUCACUGGGCCUGGCCAACAACACUCUUAUAUACUUUGCAUCAGACCACGGAGGACACAUCGAGGAUCACCAGAAAGGAGGAUGGAAUGGCAUCUAUCGAGGUGGGAAAGCUAUGGGAGGCUGGGAAGGUGGCAUCAGAGUCCCUGGUAUCUUCCGCUGGCCGGGCAGACUGGCAGCCGGGAAAGUGGUGAACGAGCCCACCAGCCUGAUGGAUCUCUACCCCACCUUGAAGUUUCUGGCUGGGGACACCCAACCUGACAGACCCUCGGACGGCCACAACCUGAUGCCGCUGCUGGAGGGGAAGGUGGAUCGAUCGGAGCACGAGUUCAUGUUUCAUUACUGCGGCAGCCACUUGCACGCCGCACGAUGGCACCCUGCAGACAGUGACUCCAUCUUCAAAGUGCAUUUCUCCACCCCAAACUUUUCACCGCCGGGCGCCGUGGGAUGCCACGACACACAGAUCUGCCUGUGUCACGGGGAGCACGUGACGCACCACGACCCGCCGCUGCUCUACGACCUUUUCCGAGACCCCUCGGAGUCACGGCCGCUGGACCCCGGCGAGGAGCCGCGCCAUGCGGAAGUCCUCCGUGAGGUGGCCGAAGCCGCGGACGAGCACCGACGCUCCUUGGCGGGGAAACAGCCGGAGCAGCUUACCUGGGAGAAGAUCCUGUGGAGGCCCUGGCUUCAGCCAUGCUGCGGAACAUUCCCCUUCUGUGGCUGUAAAGAAGAGACAAGAUGUCCAGUGGCACAUAUCUGAUAUGGCUGUGUUGACACCGAUAGAACCUCUGAAGCCACCAUGCACCCACAUUGCACUGGUACACACGCCUGACUUCGGUGCGGGCAGCGUGGGGUCGAUUCCUGCUCAGUGAUGGUGUCAGUGUGCGGCCUGCGACUUGCUGCCGACAAGUUUGGGGCCUGGUGCGUCUUUCGCCUGAAAUUAGUUGGGUUAGGCUCGAGCACUCCCGCGGCCCUUGUGAGGAUAAGCAGCUUGGAAGAUGGAUGGAUGGAUACCUCUUUUACUCAUUGAGCUACAUUUUAUUUGUAUAUCUCUCACUGUCUAUACAGUUUACCCUUCUAUGCUACCUGCGUAUUAUUGCUUGCAAUAUCUAUUUUUAUUUUUAUUUUUUUAGAUUCUUCAGAGACUGUCUCUAGAGUCUCUGACGCUGACUUGUGUCUCAUCAAGCCAGUGUAAUCACUGGUGAUAUUUGGCUCCAUUUUGCCAAUGAAAUGAAGCCAAGAAGUCAUAUGAGUGCACACAAAAUCUCAAAAGCAACAUCUUCAAAGUGUCUAGUUCGUAUAAGGGAUGGCAGACACAACAGCGUCUGAUUUGCAAUCAUAAGAGGCCUCACAUUCAGUCUGGUUUUACCUGACACACUACAAAAAAGAGCAUCUAUUGGGUGUUGAAUGGCUUCAGAUUUUUUUUUGUAGUCAACACUAAGGAGAUGAUCGUACAAUAAGCAUUGAUUAAUGAGUGACAUUAUGUUUUUACUUGUCAACAAGCGAUGCUUGCUUUCCCCUUCAAACAUGAGCUUCCUCACUCACUGGUUUUCCAUGCCAUCCUUGGUUGCACUGCUCCACCCCCAGACUCGUUCAUCCAAUCAUAUUCCGACACCCGCUCAUCCCAAGUGUCUUUAUCUAAUACUUAUCUGAGUACAUACAGAGAUAGAUGGAUGCAUUUUUCCCUUUAAAGUAUGAAAAAAACACAUUAUGAUGUUUGUCUUUUUUUUUUAAUGAAUUUAAGAGGUUGUCAGUAGUACACAAGAAAAAAAACUGCUCCACGCAAUCCGCUUGAUGAAUGCAUACUUGAAUGAAUACAUUUUUUCCAUCAAAUCACACCUAAGGGCAAUUUAGAGUCUCCAAUUAAGGCAUGUUUUUGGGAUGUGGGAGGAAACCGGAGUGGGUGGAAAAACCCACGUAGGCACGGGGAGAACAUGCAAACUGCACACAGGCGGAGUGGAGAUUUCAAUCACCGCCAUGCCGCCACAUUUUUUUUUUUUUAAUCAGUCCAUAAUUAUAAAUGAAGGAAAGCUGCUUAUCUGAAAAUUCUAUAUUGCAGUUUUUCCAUUUAGAAGACAUCCCUUUUUUCUGGUAGCCACUUGAGAAAACGAAGCAAAGAACCCUUUGCGAGUGUUCAUUUCUGCUUGUGUGAGUCAAUGAGGCAUUGAGGAAAAAUGUAUGGCUUUCCAAAUGAACAUUAAAGGAAUUCAAGACAUCUCAAUGGAAACACGCUCGUUGUGAUCCCUGAUAGCAAUUACGGAGGGUAAUCAGAAGCAAAAUGUAUUUGGAAACAAUUCAUCCACUAUUAUGAGGGGCUCUCAUCGCAGUAGGAAAUUGUGCAUUAUUUCUCAGAGCGGCAAAGUGCAGUC